This is a messenger RNA of Miscanthus lutarioriparius, 2118 nucleotides long. Lineage: Eukaryota; Viridiplantae; Streptophyta; Magnoliopsida; Poales; Poaceae. The record is from the annotation of a GenBank genome assembly.
AUGGAGGGAGGCGAGGGUGGAGCAGGACCUGCUGGCCUGAGAUUCCUUCUCCAGUUCGAUCCGGCAAACCCCGGCCUCGACCGCACGCUGCUCGGCUUCUCGCUCUCCGCGCUCUUCAGCCGCCUUCUUGGAUGGAGUAAGGACGGCCAGCGGAGAGGAGGAGGAGGAUCCAUGGCGAUCGCGGCGGAUGGUGGGGACGACUCCGUAAACGCCGCCGUGUCCGCCGCCGCGCUUGCCGCUGCCGUUUCCCUCUGCCUUGCGGCGAUGUAUGCGUCUGAUCAGCGGCCUCGCCGCAGCCGGCUACCGGCGGCCGCUCUGCCUCCUCCGACUUCAGCUCCGCGGCCUCGUGCUCUUCGUGCUCUUCGUGAUGGGCUCAGGAUUCUGUCGUCAAACCCAGACGAUGAAUAUCCGGACAACGUGAUUCACGGCGCGUCGAUCGGCGCCGGAGACGACGAUGAGCCGGAUAUUGUCGCGCGAGUGGAGAUGGAGGCUAUGCCGGCCCCAGUAGUCGCCGUAGCAAAUGCGGACGACGAAACUGAGACAGAGCCGGACCAUCCGGAGGGCGAAGAAGAAGAAGAACGGCGGGAGCUCCAGCGGCUGAGGGAGCUGUGGCUGUCGCUGCUGGAGCGGGAGCAGAGGCUGGAGCUCCGUCUGCAGGAGCUCGAGGGCCUCCGGUCUCAGGAGGCCGAGGCCACCGUGCGGGAGCUCGAGAGCCGCGUCGCGACCGCCGACACGGAGACGCGGCUCUUGCAGGUCAAGGUCUCCACGCUGCAGGAGGACAACGGGAGGCUCAGGGCGCAGGUGGAGGAGCUCGACGCCGCCCGCGCCGAGCUGGCGCGCGCCAGGGAGAAGCUGCGCGCGGUCAAGGCGCGGGUGCAGGGCGAGCAGGAGGAGGCGGCGGCGCUCCGGGCGAGGGUGGCGGAGCUCGAGAGCAGCGGCGAGGAGAGGGCCGCCGCGCUGGCGGCGGAGGUCGCGGAGCUGCGGAAGGCGAACGCCGCGCUGGAGGAGGACAACAUGGAGCUCGCCCUCCGGCUGCAGGACGCGGAGCAGGCUGCGUCCGCCUCGGUUAAUCUGGUUCCUGAGAUGCAGGAGGGCAUGGUUGAGGAGAUGACGUAUCUGAGGGAGAGCAACGAGAGGCUGACGAGGCAGAUCGAGCAGGUGCGCAACGACCACUGCGCGCACGUCGAGGAGCUCGUCUACCUCAAGUGGGUCAACACCUGCCUCCGCCAUGAGCUCCUCCGUGACCAUGAUGGCGCCCACCCCACAGCCGAGCAACAGGGCCACGGCGCUGACAGCCGCCGCGUCGGCUCCAGAGACGACCUGUCAUCGGCCCUGGAGCUGAGCAGGAGCAUGAGCUUCCGGUCCAGCGAGAGGGCCAAGCAGCUCAUGCUGAGGUACGGUCACCCCGGCCUCGACGGCUUCGACCCCGCCCUCUUCUCCCCACUGCACGAGUCCGUCGACGGCGACAGCUACGAGCGAUCGCCAGCGAGCAACUACGAGCCUCAGCGGAGCCCUUGUGCUAGGUCCGGGACGGGGACGGCGAUGGCCGCCUCGCCCGCUGUUGCUGCAGCACCGGGGAAGAAAGCCGGGCCGCGCAAGCUCAAGCUUCUCGGUAACAUCAAGAAGCUGCUGCCAGGCGGCAAGAGAAGCCACUCAUCAAGCCACGUGCACGGGCACGGGCAUGACCACGGCGGCCGCGAUGGCAGGAAGGCGCCGGCUCCGAGGGACGAGUACCUCGAGAAGGCCAUGCAGUGGCUGUCGACCCACGACGUGCUCGACGGCGACCACUCGUACGAGAGCACGCCACUGUCGUCGUGUGAGAGGACGCCGCUGAGCAGCGUGACGACAAACACAACAGUGGACUCACGCGCCCGCCACGGCGGUGGUGGUGGCGGACACAGCGAGCGUGGGGAGACGGCGCGGCCGGAGGCGGAGCCGAUCUUGGCAAGGUCGAAGAGCGACGCCGGCGGAGCAUACGGGCGGGAGGGGAGCAGGUACCACGCGCUCAGACCUGACCACCCGGCCAGCGAGGCGGACGAGCCCGACGGGUUCCGUGCGCCGGAGAAGCGGGAGGGGAGGAGGCGAUCGGAUGAGCUGAGGAGUCCGGCAGUGGCGUAG